AUGAAACUGUCAUCACUGAAAUGUCGAGCAUCGUCUACCGUUAAUACACCGGUUGACCCACCAUCUGCAAUAACUUCUAAUCCAGCGGUCGCUUCGAUCGACCCUUUUCACCACCAAUCCGGCUGCCGUUCGCCAUCGGCUUUAUGCAACCAGCGAACCGAAAACAAAGACAGUUACAGCUUUUCAGAGACACUGCGCAUGAUCUCCAAAGAAGCCCAAAGUGGCAUGUAUGAAGAUGUCUUUGGAGCUUUUUUUUUCAACGAUAAACGAUGCCAAAACCGAGCAUUCUUCAUGGCGGCUAGGAUCAAGCAAACCUUGUCGAUGUUCUUUUCCAUACCCUCCACCAAACCGUCCCUGUCAUUAUCCACCAUAACCUUGUCCGCCGAUGAAAUGAACGCCGUAUGGGAAAUGAUCACCAAUAGACUCUACACUUUGAAUUAUCUCUUGUUCGUCCUUUCUCCGACUUGCCAUAUUCGAAACCAGUUCCUGUCACAGUUGGAAUACCAGCUAAGCCAGAUUGGCGACGGACAAAAUUUGCAUCGUCGCGGAGGUAUGGAAGCUCACAUUGCCGUUCGAUAUGCGCUGCAGCAUCUUUCAAGACGACGACGACGAAGUUCUGUAAGAGGAUGCAAUCAGAAUUACGACGAGGAAGAAAUAGAAGAUCUGGUAGAACGCGCGCGGCAAGUACUGGAACACUGUCUUCAGAGUGAAUCCAAACUAGGUCAUUCCGAGCGUGAUGCCAUGUAUGUUUUUCACGGGAUGCGUGUAGGUUUACAUGGAUCGUUUGAACCAAAGAUCGAACUGGAAGAAAACGCACAAGUUGAACGUAUGCUCAACGAAGCUGUAUAUACGAAUAAGGAAUUUUCCAAAUCCACCUAUGUGAAUCCAUUCGAAGAUGAUGCCGCUAUCGUAGUAGAAGACGACGAUGAUUACGCAUUCACUUCUAUACGGUCCAUGUCACGUGAAGUAGAUAGCGGGUUUGGAGAUAUACAUGAUACUGCACUGUCCAAAGCCUUUUGA
Radiomyces spectabilis is the source of this 1020-nucleotide messenger RNA. RefSeq lists its product as uncharacterized. The transcript has a single exon. The record is from RefSeq and is a predicted model, not a curated record. The coding region runs from base 1 to 1020 and encodes 339 amino acids. NCBI's taxonomy places the organism in Eukaryota, Fungi, Mucoromycota, Mucoromycetes, Mucorales, Radiomycetaceae.